Messenger RNA from Mitosporidium daphniae, 339 nucleotides. RefSeq lists its product as uncharacterized. Bases 1 to 339 code for a protein of 112 amino acids. The record is from RefSeq and is a predicted model, not a curated record. The transcript has a single exon. NCBI's taxonomy places the organism in Eukaryota, Fungi, Microsporidia.
AUGGGUGAAAAUUUUAUUGGAUGCAGAGUUAGCGUUUCCAAAGCACGACUAGAUUGCAAAUUUUAUUCUGCCAUUGUGAUUGUUAGUGUUGCCGUAACGGUGGCAGUAUAUUUAUCGCAAUUUGAAGAUGUAGGUGUAAUUAUUUGGUUAUCCGUGUUCAAUGUCGAAAUCCUGUUCAUAUCGUUUCGGCCAAUAGAUUUUGUUGGCUUCGCCAAUAUGGAGCCUAUCGACUCCAACGUUAAAGAGGCCGGAAAUCUUUCGGCGGAUCGAGCAUGGGAGCAAAAUGAGUCUUCCCCAAUCAGACACAUUGCUUGCAUGAAUUUGCCUGGUGGACUAUAG